This is a messenger RNA of Coniosporium apollinis CBS 100218, 492 nucleotides long. RefSeq lists its product as uncharacterized. Gene Ontology annotation, cellular component: intracellular membrane-bounded organelle. NCBI's taxonomy places the organism in Eukaryota, Fungi, Ascomycota, Dothideomycetes. The coding region runs from base 1 to 492 and encodes 163 amino acids. The record is from RefSeq and is a predicted model, not a curated record. The transcript has 3 exons. Gene Ontology annotation, biological process: vesicle-mediated transport.
AUGUACAUCGAUCUUGAGAAGCGCGCAAUACGCUGUUACUACCAAAACGGCCGCCGCUACUGCCAGCAGUACAGGUCGGCCUGGAGCGACUGGGCCCGCUGGGUCGUCCUAGUCGUCCUCAUCGUCGGCUUCCUUCUCCUCUUCAUCCUGUGCUCCUGCAUAACCGCGCGCCGCCGUCGCAAGGCCGGGCAGAAUCCCUACUACGGUACCGGCUGGGCCGCGCGCCACGGCCCCGUGACCUACAACCCGAGCAGCACGACCGGCACGAACCCCUCCGGCACCUACAACGCGCAGCCGUACUACAACAACAACGCAACCACCGAGCACAACGCCGCGCCGCCCUACAGCCCGUCGAAUCAGGGUUACUACGGCCAGAGCCAGGGAUAUGGCGGCCAGCAGAGCGGCAUUGAACUGCAGGGUAGCAAUCUUCAGAAUCCGCAGCCGACGUAUCAACCGCCGGCUGGGCCGCCGCCGGGGAAGCAAGGCUUCUAA